GGGGUGUGGGUGAGUGCUACCCUCUCCACAUUUAGUUCUUCUGAGACCCAGGCUUGGAAGCAAGAAUACGGAGUUUAUCAACUGUACACCAGCCAAUGAACAUGUUUGAAUGAAUAACUGCGGAAUACAAUAUAACAGUAUACACAGGGUUUCGAAACGCUGUGAGGAUGGGAAAGAGUCCUUUUCUUUUGGGUGCUGUCUUCAUAGCAUCUUGUUUUCUCCUCAGUGCAUCACAAAAAACAGUAUGCACACAGGAGGCUGUGGCUGAUAUUGUCUUCCUGGUUGAUGGUUCCUGGAGUAUUGGAUCUGAGAACUUCCAGCGUAUCCGGGAUUUCCUCCACACUUUGGUAGACAGCUUCGAUGUCGCUCCUGAUCAUGUUCGCAUUGGCCUGGCGCAAUACAGCAACAAUCCCCGCACUGAGUUUAACCUCAACACCUAUCAGGACAAACAAGAGAUUCUCGACUACAUUGACAAGCUGCCAUACCUGGGUGGAGGCACAAUGACUGGCAAGGGACUGGACUUCAUCUUGAAGGAGCAAUUUGUGGAAAGAGCAGGAAGCCGUGCCGGAGAAAAUGUGCCCCAGAUUGCUGUUGUCAUCACAGAUGGUCAGUCGCAGGACACCGUUGAGCCACACGCCAAGAGCCUGAAGAAUCAGGGGAUCACCAUGUACGCCAUCGGCAUCAAAGAUGCGGAUGAAGAGCAGCUGAGGGAGAUGGCCAGUGAGCCUCAUGACCAGCAUGUGUACAGCGUCUCUGACUUCAGUGCUCUCCAGGGCAUCUCUCAGAACAUCGUCCAGGAGCUGUGUACCACCGUGGAGGAGGCCAAACGGCAGAUCACCCAAAUUCCUCAAGGUUGUCAACAGGCAACCAUUGCGGACGUUGUGUUCCUUGUGGAUGGCUCAAGUAGCAUUGGUGAUGAUAGCUUUAAUCAGAUGAAGCAGUUCCUUCAUUCAUUUGUGAGUGGACUGACUGUAGCCAAAGACAAGGUGCGUGUAGGCCUAGCACAGUUCACUGAUGAAACCUACCAGGAGUUCCUGCUAAAGGAUCAUGACAAUGACAAAGAUGUCCUCAAAGAAAUUACCCAACUCCGGUAUCGUCAAGGAGGAACUUAUUUAGGGAAGGGCCUCACCUUCCUUCAGACGACCUAUUUCACUCCAGAGGGGGGCAGCCGAGAUAAUGUUCCUAAAAUUGCCAUCGUGAUCACAGACGGCAGCUCCUCAGAUGACGUGGCAGGGCCAGCCCUGGAGCUGCGGAGACAAGGGGUUGUCAUCUACACCAUAGGUGUCGGCGACUAUGAUGCCACGCAGCUGCGAUCUGUCGCCAACAGCCCUAGCAAGCGUUUUUUGGUCAGCAUCAACAACUACCAGGAGCUGCAGACUGUAAUGGACAGCAUGCUGAAAACAGUUUGCACCUCUGUGGAGAUCCAAACAGAGGGUCUGGCAACAAGAUAUGCUGAUAUUGUCUUCCUUGUGGACGCUUCGGCCCAGUCACAGAUUCAGGCCAUAAGAAACAUUCUUUUUAGACUUGUCAACCAACUCAACAUAAACACUGAUGGCAAUCGCAUGGGCUUGGCUCAGUUUGGCGAUACUGUUAAAGUGGAAUUUCAGCUGAACCAGUACAGCGCGAAAUCUGAUGUUGGGGAACAUGUGAAACGAUUGAGAUUGGCAGGAAGUCGGACGCGUAACACUGGAGAGGCAAUAACAUAUGCCCGCCGUAAUCUUUUCUCUUCUGAGAAUGGGGCCCGUGGAUAUAAACAGUAUUUGGUGCUCAUUACCUCGGGAAAAUCAAAUGACAAUGUGAUCAAAGCGUCACGAGUUAUUAGAGACCAAGGUGUGACUGUACUUACUGUUGGGCUUGGCCAAGCUGACAAGGAUGAACUUUCCACCAUUACAACAACGCCUUAUAUCUAUUUAAGGGAACCCGUUCAGCAAAUAAUACAAGACAUCAAGACUGCUAUUGACUCUGUGGAGAUCCUCAAAGUUCCGAGUGAGUGUACAACAGCCAAAGUGGCAGACAUUGUGUUCAUUGUGGAUGGAUCUGGCAGCAUUGGGAAUGCAAACUUCCAACUAAUGCGGAACUUCCUUUCCGGCCUCCUCAAGGAGCUUGAAGUCAGCUUAAAGGCUGUGAGAGUGGGCCUAGUUAUGUACAGUGAUCAACCUCAGCCUGAGUUCUACUUGAACACUCAUGAAAGCAAAACUGAUGUCCUGCAGAGCAUAAAGCUGCUGCAAUACCAUGGAGGCAGCACAUACACAGGGGCUGCUCUGAAAUUGGCAAAGGACCAAAUGUUUACCAGGGACAAAGGCAGUCGGCGUGACACUGGCGUGCAACAGAUAGCUAUAAUAAUCACGGACGGCGAGUCUCAUGACAAUGUCAGUGCCCCAGCCCUGGAACUACGCCAUUCAGGAGUUAAUGUUUAUGCACUGGGAAUUAAAAAUGCCUCUGUGAAACAACUGGGACAGAUUGCCUCCCACCCAACUAGAAAUUAUGUGUUCACAAUUGAUGAUUUUGUGAAACUUAACUCCUUGGAGAAGAAUCUGACGAGAAGAAUUUGUCAUGAUAUCACAAAAAAAAAACCAGGGAAACCAAAGAAACAAGGAUGUGUCCAAACAGAGGAAGCAGAUUUCUAUUUUUUGAUUGACCACUCUUCCAGCAUUCACUAUAAUGAUUUUGACCGCAUGAAAAAGUUUGUUCAGGAAUUCAUAAAGAUGUUCCGUAUUGGACCAAACCAGGUACGUGUUGGCCUGGCAAAGUUCUCAACCAAGCCAAACUUGGAGUUCAACCUGGCCCAGUACACAGACACAAAGUCUUUGGAGAGUGCUGUGGCUGCUGUCCAGCAAACUGGCGGUGACACCUAUAUCGGAGAUGCUUUAAAUUUCAUGAGCCCACUCUUUGAGGACGCUAAACUGGCCCGUGGUGAUGAGGUGCCCAAGUACCUCAUCGUAGUAACAGAUGGGGAGUCACAUGACAAGGUUGUGGUGCCAGCAGAGCAGCUACGCCAACAGGGCAUCACCAUCUAUGCCGUCGGCAUAAAGGGUGCCGAUGAGAACGAGCUGUUGGACAUUUGUGGUGACCCUAAGAGGAAGUUCUAUGUUAGUAACUUUGAUGCCCUCAAACCAAUCAAAGACGAUAUUGUGACAGACAUAUGCUCUUCAGCAGCAUGCAAGGAGAUGCUGGCUGAUGUCAUAUUCCUGGUGGACAGCUCUGGGAGCAUAGACCGUGAAGACUUCCUCAAGAUGAAGGCGUUCAUGAACAAAACGAUUCAGCGCUCCGUUAUCGGACCAGACGCAGUGCGCCUGGGUGUGCUGCAGUUCAGCACCUACCAGAGGGAGGAGCUGGCUCUCAACAGCCUCCAAACCCACAAUGACCUCAUUCAGAAGGUGAACGCCAUGCAGCAACUGGGCGGGGGAACUCUGACUGGCCAAGCGCUCACCUUUACCUCCCAGUACUUUGACGCCUUAAAGGGUGGGCGUCCCAAUGUCCCAAAGAUCCUUAUUGUCAUAACAGAUGGUGAGGCUCAGGAUGCCGUUGCGUUGCCUGCGCGGAGUCUGAGGGACAAGAACGUUGUGAUCUACUCCAUUGGUGUGGGGGGCGCCAAUGUAACCCAACUGAAGGAGAUCAGUGGCAUCCCGGACAGGGUGUAUAUUGAGACGGACUUUGAUGCCCUCCAGUUUUUGGAGAAUGAGAUCUUGGUUAAGAUCUGUAACCCGGAAUCUAAUUGCGAACGAACAGCGGUGGCAGACAUGAUCUUCCUGGUUGAUGGCUCCAGCAGUAUUAAUCAGACCCAAUACAAGAGCAUGCAACGCUUCAUGACCUCACUUGUGAACACCACAGACGUUGGUGAGGACCAGGUCCGUUUUGGUGCCAUCGUCUACUCCGACAACCCGGAGUCUAAGUUCACACUGAAUGACUACAAAACAGCAAAGGAAGUCCGAAAAGCGAUAGAAAACCUUCCACAACCAGGCGGGAACACCUACACAGGUGCUGCCCUUCGCUAUGCACUGCAAUACUUUGGGCAACCACAUGGCGGCCGUCGUGACAAAGACGUAACCCAGAUCCUUUUCAUCAUCACUGAUGGAGCAGCCACAGACCCUGUUGUGUUGCCUGUGUGGUCUAAGGAGAUCCUGAAUUAUGGCAUCAGGAUAUAUGGCAUUGGAGUGGCAGGGGCCAAAGAGAGUGAGCUGCAGGUAAUGACAGGAGACAAAAGAAGGGUAUUUUAUGUGAACAACUUUGAUGCUUUGGAUUCCCUGCACAUGAACAUCUCCAACGAGCUUUGUGAAGACAUCAAACCAGCAUGUGAGAAAAAGGAGUUGGACCUGGUCAUGCUGGCAGACAGCUCUGGCACUAUCAGUGCCGAUGACUUCAGCCUCAUGAAGACGUUUAUGAAAAGCCUGGUGAGCAGCUUCCUCAUCAAACCUGAGUUUGUACAGGUAGCCUUGGCUCAGUUUAGCGCCUUCCCGGUAAAAGGGUUCCACCUCAAUGAGACUGCAAGCGAAGACGACGUACAAAAGAGAAUUGAUGCCAUUGAUCAAAUAGGACAAGGCUCAUAUAUUGGAAGGGCCCUUGAGUUCACUCGGAAGCGGUACUUCAAGGAAGAAAAUGGAAGUCGGAGAAAAAUGGGCAUCUCGCAGAACCUUGUUGUGAUCACCGAUGGCUCCUCACAGGACGACGUGGUAGAACAGGCUAAGUUGCUGAGAGCCAUGAACGUUGAUGUGUUUGUCAUUGGAGUGGGAAGAUUCCACCAGGACGAGCUGAUUCAGAUCGCUGGCCAAGAGAGCAGGGUCUUCAUUGUGCACGACUUUGGUGUCCUUGACCAGAUCAAGUCAAAAGUGGUGGAAAGUGUUUGUUUGCCAGCUGAUCAACCCACCGAAUGCAGUGUAGACAUUGGCAUCGGAUUUGAUAUUUCCAGCAGGACCGAAUUAUCACUAUUCAGUGGACAAGUGAAACUGAAGAAUUACCUGCUUGAGAUCAUUGAACGCAUCUCCUCUCUAGACAGCCUGUGUUGCUCACAGGGGUCAAGUGUCAAGACACACAUUGGCUUCCAUCUGGCCUCUAAAGAGGGCAACAUGCUGGAAGACUUUAAAUUUGAAAUAUUCAACAAAGAAGUGGUGACAAAGGUGCUGGCGUUAAAGACAAGCGAGGAUAUCACCUUCAAUGCGGAGCUGCUGAUGUCGUUUCAACAAAAGUUCAGUCGUUCAACUGCUAGUGUUAAGGUGCUGAUCAUCUUCACUGAUGGGAUUGAUGAUUCGAUUGAGAAGCUUCAGCUGCAGUCUGAAAAUCUGAGAAACAGUGGCGUGCACGCACUUCUGACGGUGGCUUUGGAGGGUGCCAAAAAUGUCCAUGAGCUUCAGAUGGUUGAGUUUGGGCGAGGUUUUGGCUACAAGGAUCCUCUGGCCAUCGGGAUGCAAAAUGUGGACGGCGCCAUACUAAAACAAAUAGAUACAGCGACAGAGAGGGUGUGCUGUGGUGUGAUGUGUAAGUGCACUGGCCAAGAUGGAUUUCGAGGAACACGAGGACCACCAGGACCAAAGGGCCCACCAGGGUCAAAGGGCCAUGCAGGAUACCCCGGAGAAGAGGGCGGUCCUGGAGAGAGGGGACCUCCAGGCCCAAAUGGAACUCAAGGAGUGCAGGGGUGCCCGGGCAGAAGAGGCCUGAAGGGAGGAAGAGGCUACAGAGGUGAUACAGGAGAUGAUGGAGAACAUGGGCUAGAUGGAGUUCAUGGUGAACAGGGUACUACUGGAGUGGCUGGUGCUUCUGGAGAGAGAGGAGAGGCUGGCAACCAUGGUCACAGAGGCAUCAGAGGGGAUCCUGGCAUAAAGGGACAGAAUGGUCUAAGAGGAGAUCCUGGAGAACCUGGGACAGACAACACAAUCGCAGGCCAAAAGGGAGAAAAUGGUAACAGAGGAAUGCAGGGAGAAGCAGGAGCAGAUGGUCAGGCUGGAAGACCAGGAGAUGCUGGAAACCUGGGCCCUCAAGGGAGACGAGGUUCCCCUGGCGACAAGGCAUCGAGGGGAGAUCCAGGAGAUAUUGGGAUUCAGGGCAGCCCUGGGCCAUCAGGAUCCCAGGGAAACAGAGGACCCAUAGGUCAAAAAGGACCAGGUGGCAGUUCUGGUUUACCUGGACCUCAGGGCCCACCAGGAACUACAGGUCCCAAAGGAUCCAGAGGAGGUCUAGGACAGAGGGGACAGAAGGGUCAACAAGGAGACUCUGGAGUUAAAGGAGCCAUUGGAUCAGUGGGCCCUAGGGGACCCCCGGGACUGGAUGGUAGAGAUGGCUAUGGACCUCCUGGACCCAACGGACUGAAGGGAGAAUCAGGUUUUCCAGGUUAUCCAGGGCUACAAGGGGAGGAUGGUAUAAAAGGGCAAGGUGGAGGUCCUGGUACCAAAGGAAAUCGGGGACGAGGGGGCAAUGCUGGCAACAGUGGUCCCCAAGGUGACUCCGGAACUGCAGGACUAACUGGGCACAGGGGCCCCAGAGGAACACCAGGACCCAGAGAGAUGACUGACUGCGAACUAGUCAACUUUGUGCGGGACAACUGUGCUUGCUCUUCGGGUCUGAUAGAGUGCCCAGCCUACCCCACUGAGCUGGUAAUAGCCCUCGACAUGUCCGAGGACGUGACCGCUGAGGUGUUUGAAAGGAUGCGUGCCACUGUCCAUCAUUUACUGGAGGACAUCUCCAUUGCUGAGAGCAACUGCCCCAGGGGCGCGCGGGUGGCAGUUGUCUCCUUCAGCUCCAGUGUCAAGUACCUGAUUCGGUUCUCAGACUACCAACGUAAGAAGCAUCUCCUCACCGAGGUGAACAACAUUGCCCUCGAACGCACGUCCAGCCGCCGCAACAUUGGGGCGGCCAUGCGCUUCGUGGCCAGACAUGUCUUUAAACGCACAAGAAAGGGCCUGCUGAUGCGGAAGGUGGCAGUCUUCAUCACCAACGGGGCCUCUCAGGAUGUCGACGCAAUUAACACCGCUGUCCUGGAGAUUAAAGCCCACGACAUUCACCCUGCUGUCAUCUCCUUCAAGAAUGUCCCUAAUGUCUUAAAGGCUUUAGAGGCUGAUGAAACCCACAGCUUUGUAGUGAAACUGGUGGAGAGUGAUCAAGAACUGAAACCGCAGUUGAGUCAGGUGCAAAAAUGUAUAAUAUGCUAUGAUCCUUGUAAAAAAGAAUCCAGCUGUUCCAAUGUGAACAAAGCUCCAGCUCCUAUCCAAGACGACCUGGAUCUGGCUGUGUUGGUGGACGGGUCACGCAAUGUACGAGCAGACCAGUAUGAGGGCAUGAAGGAGCUGCUGGGUUCAGUGAUAGAGCAGAUAGCUGUGAGCAGUCAGCCAUCCAGGUCUGAUAAGCAGGCCAGGGUUGCCCUGUAUCAGCAGGUCCCCAGCUCAUAUGCACCCACGGCAGGACAGGUUCCUGUCCAACAGGAGUUUGACUUCAUGAGGUAUAAGGACAGCGGUUUAAUGAAAAACCACAUUUUCCAGAGUAUGCAGCAGCUUGGUGGGUCCUCUGGGUUGGGAUAUGCCCUGGAGUGGGUCAUCACAAGAAGCCUCCUGACAGCCACAAAGUCACGGAAGAACAAAAUGGUGCUGGCCAUUGUUGGUGGGGAAACGAGCUACUGGGAUAGAGCCCAGCUUGAUUUUGCUGCCAAAUUAGCAAGAUGUCAGGGUGUGGUGUUGUUCACUCUGACUGUUGGGGACAGCUUCAACAGCACUCAAGUGGAGGAACUUGCCAGCCUACCCUUGGAUCAACAUGUGGUCCACCUGGGAGAAGUGAAACGAGGAGAGCAGGAGUACGCCAAGCGCUUCUUGCGAGCCUUCCUGAGCUUCCUUAAGAGGGGAGUGAACACGUACCCUUCCCCAACCAUGAAGCGGAUGUGUCGGGAUUUCCAGGGACAAAUAGAUCAAGGGCAAGGCAGUGCUCUUGAAGCUGCAGAACGCCCUCUUGAAAGUGUCCCUUGGCCAACUUCCAACUCCAACAUGCCAGUUGUGGAGGAAUCCACGGAGGAGGAAGCGGAAAGAGAGGAGCCUACUGACCUGACCGGCCUCGAUCAGACAGGGAACACCCAAACAGGAGAUGGAGCUCAGCAGAGCAUAGGCCGCGGAGACAACGAUGGUACCCUUUCUGCUCACCGCUCUCAGCCUCAUUUCCUCACAUAAACUAUCCAUAUGACA
Molecule: messenger RNA, 8156 nt
Organism: Clupea harengus (Atlantic herring)
Lineage: Eukaryota; Metazoa; Chordata; Actinopteri; Clupeiformes; Clupeidae
Gene: col6a4a
Product: collagen, type VI, alpha 4a
Molecular function (GO): serine-type endopeptidase inhibitor activity
Source: RefSeq, a predicted model, not a curated record